GUUUACUUCAACCGUCAGUCACCACUGGUCAGCUUGUCCUAAACUCGCCCACAAGCAGUGCCACUAGACGCAACUCGUCUGCGACAUGGCCGCAGUCUCUUCGGAAAAGGACCUCAUGAUCCCCUUCUCCCUCGACGAGUACGAGGAUCGUCUAAUACCUGAGUUUCGACUGGAGGAUCGACUCGCGUUCUGGGACGGUCCGAUUCGUGCCUUUCUCUGUGAACGUGGAUACGCGCUGUACAGGAUCUGUUCAGUACUCGAUGGUACUGACUGCAGUCUUAUGUAUCCAGCACUGGACACACCUCACCGAUCCGCACUGGACGAUGAUCGCUAUGCGUACAUGGAUCCCGAUGAACAGGGAUGUGUCUUCCGUAAUCCGGAGGAGGGCCUCGAGAAAGAUUAUUUUCACUGCAGAGGGAGGGCAUAUGCUCGGGAGAAUCGCGGCAGAGCCGCGUACGCUCAGAGCAUCGACAGGCCUGAUCGACAUGUUGCUAUCAAACUCGUCCGCAACGAGAGCGUCGAGAUACACACCCUCAAGCUCAUAUAUGAAACGUCGAAACGCGAACCCGUCCGGGGUCUCAUUCCUGUGCUCGAGAUCAUCCCGUUUCGCGGACACUGGCUCGUUGUCAUGCCCAGAUGGGGAGAGGACAUCAUGUCUCCGUUUCCCACACUUGUUGGACCGACCUUGUCUCUCAUUGAAGAUCUGCUCGCAGGUCUGGCGUUUCUUCACAGCCACAACAUCGUCCACCGGGUAAUGUUCCCACUCCCACUGUACGAAUGGUUUGCUCAUGUCACGCAGGACCACUCCUACAAAAACAUCCUCGUGAACCACAUUCCUGUGGUCAGACACGAAGAAAUCUAUGAUCCCCCACUGACUCGAGAUCCGUUACGCAACGCAGGCUUUCUUCAGCACGCCAUAUUCGAUUUCGAUGUCGCUCUAGUAUUCCCCGACCGCAGUUCUGCUCGGCUACCAUACACGCUAUUUUGGCUGGGAUCACACAAGCCCACUGAUGAGAUAUUUCAAGGCGAGUAUGACUACGAUCCUUUCGCGGCGGACGUGUCCAUUCUGGGAGGGUAUCUUUGUCGCGAUCUGCAGUAUCACACACCCCAUGUGCCCAUCCUGGCACCCCUCUUCGAUGGAAUGCUUCACUGGCAUGUUCCAUCUCGGCUGACGGCUUCCCAAGCCUUGGAUCUUCUCCGCUCAUUGAGAGCUGAAUACAGCGAUCUGGACAAGCAGCCACUUUCUGUGAUCAAGAGGCAGUCUGUCCCUGUGUCCGAAUACGACCGCAGCAUCAUGGUGACAUCACUGCCUGACGCGCUCGAAUAUAAACCUUACUGGCAUUCGCACCCUCACCAGACCGAAACAACCUUUCCUCUUGCCAUGAAAACAACUGCUCUGCUCACCCUGUCGCUGGCUCUCAGUGGCGCCUCGGCGACGUCGUGGUUUGGCUCUGACAAACCCACACCAGCAUACAGCGAGUGGUCUAUUGCAGAGCUUCGACAAUGGCUCCAGGAACACAAAAUCGUCGUCCCGGAAUCCUUUUCGCAGCAGCAGCUGCGCGACCUCGUCCAGUCCAACUGGGAUCUCGCGACCGCCUGGACAUGGGACCAGUACUCGUCGGCCCAAAAGUCCUUCGCGGACCUGCGCGACACGACCUUCGACGCUUGGGACGAGUCGCGGCUGCGUGAAUUCCUGCUCGAGCAGGGCGUCGUCGCGCCUAAAGGCCCACGUGAGCAGCUCGUCCUGCUUGCCAAAGCCAAGUACGCCGACUACCAGAACGCGGCGUCGACGCUCUCUGCGCAGGCGAGCACGGCGGUCUACGGCAGCCCCAUGCACCAGAUGACGAAGAGCGCGUCGAGUAUGGCUGCACAGGCGACGCGGGAGGUGACGCGCCAGAUGGAUGACACGAAGGAUUACGUGUACUCGACGUGGGAAGAUAACAAGCUUCGGUCGUAUCUCGUGGAGAAGGGCGUGCUGGCCAAGGACGCCGCGGAGAAGACGCGGGACGAGAUGCUGGCGAUGAUGCGCGACACUUACGUCCGCGCCACUCAGCCAAUCUGGGAAGCGUGGUCUCAUUCGUACAUGCGUGACUGGUUGAUCGCUCAUGACCUUAUCACACCGCCUGCACCCUCGACGCCUGAGAUCGUGAAAGCGAAGAUGUCGCAGUACUACUAUGACGUCAAUGACCGCGCCUGGACGUCGUGGACCGACAGCGAUAUGAAGUCAUGGCUUGUCUCGCACAACAUCAUCAAGUCGGACGCCCAGAUCCAGCGUGAGAAACUCACGAAGCUGAUCGAGGAUAACUACCUCAACGCCCGCGAUACGCUUUGGGAGUCCUGGAGCGAUAGCCAGAUGCGCGAUUGGCUGGCCGAGCACGGGGAGAAGAAUGUCCCUGCCAAGCGCGACCAGCUCGUCAAGCUCAUGCAGAACAAGUACAACGACGCCGCCGGCAUGUCUGCUGCAUACUUGACGUGGCCUGACGCCCGGUUGCGCGCCUACCUGCGCAACCGCGGAAUUGACGAGUCUGGAUUGCCGACUUCUCGACCUGGACUUUUGCAGGAGACUCGUAUCCGUUGGGUUCAGGCUAUGACCAGCAUUGAGCGAAUCAAGGAGCUCAUCAACUCUGGCAUUGAGAUCACGGAGGAGAAACUGGCGUCUGUUUUGCAGCUCCUGUCUGGCCAGACCGAGAAAGCCAAAGCAGAGGGCGAGAAGAUCAAGGCUGACGCGAAGAAGGUGAAAGCUGAUGCCAAGAAGAACAAGGAGAACCUCAAAACGGAGCUUUGAGUGGUCGCGGACUCGUUCAUUUCUUGUAUUAUUCAAUCGCAUUCAUUUUGAGACUGUAUCUGUAACUUUAUAAUCCAAGUUUUUGGACAUGCUAAAUCUA
This is a messenger RNA of Mycena citricolor, 2885 nucleotides long. NCBI's taxonomy places the organism in Eukaryota, Fungi, Basidiomycota, Agaricomycetes, Agaricales, Mycenaceae. The record is from the annotation of a GenBank genome assembly.